Messenger RNA from Cynocephalus volans (Philippine flying lemur), 5946 nucleotides. RefSeq names its product protein NPAT. Lineage: Eukaryota; Metazoa; Chordata; Mammalia; Dermoptera; Cynocephalidae. The record is from RefSeq and is a predicted model, not a curated record. Gene Ontology annotation, cellular component: nucleus. The coding region runs from base 83 to 4390 and encodes 1435 amino acids. Gene Ontology annotation, molecular function: transcription coregulator activity; protein binding. The transcript is spliced from 18 exons.
GGGAGAUGCGGCGUAGGAGCUGUCGCUGUUUGCUUUCACCUGAGCCUCGUCUCUUAUUGUGGUUCCUUCUGCGGCGUCGAUCAUGUUGUUACCCUCGGACGUAGCCCGGCUGGUAUUGGGUUAUUUACAACAAGAAAAUCUCACUUCUACCUGCCAGACUUUUAUUUUGGAAAGUUCAAAUUUAAAAGAAUAUGCAGAAUAUUGUACAGGUGAAGGCUUUAUCCCAGCCUGCUUACUGUCCUUAUUUGGAAAAAACUUGACAACAAUUUUAAAUGAAUAUGUAGCUAUGAAAGCAAAAGAAACAUCAAAUGAUGUCCCAGUAAUAAUGUCAUCUCUGUGGAAGAAGUUAGACCAUACACUUUCUCAAAUCAGGAGCAUGCAAAGUUCCCCAGGGUUUGCUGCCAAUCAGAAAGCCCGAACAAGAAGUGGUAUUGCAGAAAUCAAACGGCAGAGAAGGCUUGCAUCUCAACAAGCUCCUGUCAGUUCAGAGUUGCUGACUUUACCUUAUCUUUCAGGACAAUUUACCACUUCUCCUUUGACAGCUACACAAGUUAUUCGACCACCUGGCCAAGUUUCAGCUCCACUGAGGUCAGAUUUUGUAGUGGUCAACCAUUCACAGUCACAAGAUACAGUAACCACUGGAGAGGCUAUAAAUAUCAUUCCUCGUCCUCAGGAAAGGAAAACUCAUGCCAGUUUAAUGUCUCCUGGUAGACGCAAAAGUGAAUCUCAAAGGAAGAAUAUGACUUUUUCUGGUCCUCAUUCAACAAUACGGAAUUUCCAGGAUCCAAAUGCAUUUGCAGUAGAAAAACAAAUGGUUAUUGAAAAUGCACGAGAAAAAAUAUUAAGCAACAAAUCUCUCCAAGAAAAACUAGCAGAAAACAUUAAUAAGUUUUUGACUAGUGAUAACAGUAUUACUCAAGUACCUAAGCAAACAGAUAGCAACCCUACUGAACAAGAGACCUCAAUUGAUGAACUCCUGGGACUUCCGAAUGAAAUCCACAUGUCUGAAGAAGCUAUACAGUAUAUAUUGGAACAGACAGAAUCAGACCCAGCAUUUCAGGCACUCUUUGAUCUCUUUGACUAUGGUAAAACAAAGAAUAAUAAAAAUACAUCACAAGGCAUUUCCAGUCAGCAUAUGGAAACCAAUUCCAAUAUAGUUUUAGCAGAUGAAACUAAUCUAAUAGUUAAAAGUCCUUUUAAAACAGAAGAAUCUGAUGGGCAAUCUAAUCAGCCCCCAUUUUGUACAUCCUAUCAAAGUGAAGAUGCAUUAAAUGCUUUGAAGAAUGACAGCAACUGUGAUGUGCUUAGACAAGAAGCCCAGGAAAAUUUUUCCCAAAUAGGCUCUAGCAUCCAGAAAAAAGCCUUUAAAACAACUGUACUUACUAAACAGAAGUGUAACCUGGACAUUACCUUUGAGUCUGUGCCUAAUUUGAAUGACUUUAACCAAAGAGGAAAUUCUGAUGCUGAGUGUAAUCAGCAUUGUGCUGAAUUAUACACUAAUCAGAUGUCCACUGAAACUGAAAUGGCUAUAGAGGUUGAAAAGAAUUCACUGUCUCCAAAUGUACUGAAUGAAUCUCAAUUACAGCCUGAUCAGCCUGAUAUACCAAUAACUGAAUUUGUUUCACUUGGUAGUGAAACUAACAAUGAAAACUUAAUUCUGUCUGGGAAAAGUUCUCAACUUUUAUCCCAAAAUACUCCAUUAACUGGAAAGUCAUCAAAAAGAAGUCAAUUUUGUGAAAAUUCUAAUGAUACAGUAAGACUUAAAACUAAUUUGCAUGGUUCCAAAUCACUAGAUGCUAGUGAAAUUCACAAGAGUAAAAUUGAAAUCAAUAAUGUAUUAUCAUCUGUAUCACAACAACUAUCAGAUUGCCAAGAUAAUUCUUCACUUCAAAGUAAAAUAUUACCUGUGUCUGUUGAAAGUUCUGGUUCAAAUGUAUCUGGACAACAAGUAGAAAUUCAUCUUGGAGAUUCAGUCCCUUCAGUUAAACAACCAUCUAAUGAUUCAGCAUCUGCUGAGUUAAAUCAUACAGAAAAUGAAACUCAGUCGUCCAAGUCUGAGAAAGUUAUUUUGGAUUCACAAGAGCCUUCAUCUUCUGUACAAGAAGAUGGAGAUACUAUUUUUCUCUCUCUAGGUGGAAAUGAUAACUGUGGGGAAGUUGCAUUGAUGCCUCUGGAAGGUAAUCCUAUAGAAAAUAAUCACUCUCUUCCUUCAGAAUCUGUGUGUUCUUCAGUGGGAGAUUCUCACCCUGGAUCCCAAAAUACUGGUGAUAAACCUUCUAGCAACAACUCAACAGAAAUAGAUGCAUCAAAUAUUGUCUCUCUCAAAAUUAUCAUUAGUGAUGAUCCAUUUGUUUCCUCAGAUACUGAACUUAACACUGCUGUUUCUAGUAUCAGUGGAGAAAACUUGCCAACUAUAAUUUUGUCUCCUGUUAAAUCACCUCCCAAAAAUGCAGAAUUAGUUAAAUGCCUAUCUUCAGAAGAAACUGCAGGUGCUGUUCUAUCUGCUGAAGUAGGAGAUUCAGCCUCAAUGGAACACAGCCUUUUAGCACUCAAACCUGAAGAUUCUACCAUAAACAACACUCAGAAUGAAGAUGGCAUUGCUUUUACAGCCAGUGUUACACCAUGUGUUUCUAAGGAUGGAGGAUACAUACAGUUGAUGCCAGCCACAAGCACAACUUUUGGCAAUUCAAAUAACAUUCUUAUAGCUACCUGUGUGACUGAUCCAACAGCCAUGGGAACAACAGUCAGUCAGUCUAAUGUAGUGGUGUUGCCUGGAAAUUCUGCACCUAUAACUGCUCAACCUCCACCACCUCAGUUACAGACGCCACCAAGGUCAAACAGUGUAUUUGCUGUCAACCAAGCUGUGUCACCUAACUUUUCACAAGGAUCUGCCAUCAUAAUUGCUUCUCCAGUCCAGCCUGUACUCCAAGGAAUGGUGGGAAUGAUCCCUGUAUCUGUAGUUGGACAGAAUGGAAAUACCUUCUCUGCUCCUCCUCGGCAGGUGCUUCAUAUGCCUUUGGCAGCACCUGUAUGCAAUAGAAGUAUCCCUCAAUUCCCCAUCCCUCCAAAAUCUCAGAGGGCUCAGGGACUAAGAAACAAGCCUUGUAUAGGAAAACAAGUAAAUAAUUUGGUGGAUUCAUCAAGUCAUUCAGUUGGAUGUCAUGCACAUAGAACUGAAGUUUCUGACAAGAAUAUGGCUACAGAUCUUGGGAAAAAAUUGGAAGAAAUCACAGUUCCCUUCUCUGUAGAAAGUAUAGUUCCAGCUAACAAACAAUUUGAAAGCCACAGACGGGUGCUCUGUUUUGAUAGCAUUCCUUCUCAUGUGGCAAAUACACAGGGGCCAAACCAUAAGAUAGUGUCCCAAAACAAAGAAAGGAAUGAAAUUUCCUUUCCUAAUCUUGACUCACCCAUUGUGUCCUCCACCUUAAAACCCCCUUCUAAUAAUGCUAUCAAAAAAGACAGAGAGAAACCUCCUAUUCCUAAGAUUUUAUCUAAAUCAGAAACUGCCAUUAGCCGACAUACCACCAUAAGAGAAACUCAGUCAGAAAAGAAAGUUCCACCAACAGAAAUUGUACUUGAAUCCUUCCAUAAAGCAACAGCUAAUAAGGAGAAUGAAUUAUGCGGUGAUAUGGAAAGGCAGAAAAAUCCAGAAACUUCGAAACUGUCUGUUGGACAACAAAAUGGAGGUUUACAGAAUGAGAAAACUAUAGCUUCACUGCAAGAACUGACCAAAAAACAAGGCAAAUCUUCAAACAGUAAGAAUGUCAUUUCAGUAGGCACAGCUGUGAAGGAUCUAAAACAAGAACAAACUAAGUCUGCAAGUUCUGUGAUUACCACAGAAAUGUUACAGGAUGUUCAGUGGCAUAGCCCAGUAAAUAGGCUUGCUGAUAGUAGUGAUUUACCUGUACCCCGGACACCUGGCCCAGGAACAGGGGAAAAACAUAAAGAAGAACCUACGGAUGGUAUCAAGGUCCCCUCUAGUAGGCGUUUUGGUGAAGACAGUAGCACACCCAAAGUAAUGGUCCCUCCUGUCACCCCAGACUUGCCUGCCUGCAGCCCUGCCAGUGAAACAGGCAGUGAAAACAGUGUAAACAUGGCUGCCCAUACAUUAAUGAUUCUGUCCAGAGCAGCCAUCUCUAGGACUACUUCAGCAACUCCUCUAAAAGAUAAUACACAACAGUUUAGAGCAUCUUCAAGGAGCACCACAAAGAAGCGGAAAAUUGAGGAAUUAGAUGAGCAUGAGCGAAACUCCCGUACUUCUAGUAAAAAUCUUGCAAAUUCAUCAAUACCAAUGAAAAAGAAGAAAAUUAAGAAAAAGAAGCUACCCAGUUCAUUUCCAGCUGGAAUGGAUGUGGACAAAUUUUUGUUAUCAUUGCAUUAUGAUGAGUAAACAUUCUGAAAAUAUAAGAACAGUAGCUGUUUAAAACUUGUAUCCCUUAAACUAUGAGUGUAGGGAAUGGGAUAUUAACAGAAUCUGAAAGCAUGACCUGCACUUUCAUUGUACUGAAAUUUCACUUUAUAGCUAAAUCAUGCUGUUUCUGAAGCAGCUUCCUAGUUUGUAAAUAGGCUUACUUGGUAUGUUUUUAUCUUGGAAAACACAUUUGCAGAAGUGUUAAGUAAAGCCAGUCUGCAAAACUGUAUAGCUUUGACAAUUGCAUAUUGUAAAUAUUGUGUAAAUCUUGUUGAAAUAGAGGUUGAUGUUCUUACACUGUGUUUUUUGACUUCUUAUCCUAAUUCUGAGGCUUAUUCAUGUGGAAUCAUUUUUCACUUCUUUUGGAGGAAAAUGAUGCUUAUAAAUUGCCUUUAGUAAUUGUUCAACAUGACAUUUAAAUAUGUAGCUACUAAGUACUACAAAAUGAUAACCACCUCAACUGCUAGUAAAGUAUCUAAACAGAAAUUCAGUUUGAUGGGUUUUUUCCGGAAUGAAUACUUUACCACCCCUUCUUAUAAUUGCAGUAAAGAUUAUAUUCCUGGAAUUGUACACUUUAACUAUUUCUUCUAAUAGUUCUGUUCUCUGUUUUAAAGAGAGAAUUUUAUAAGCCACUUAUUGAGUGUUCUGAUCUUUUGUUUAUGGUCUUUUACAGAACUUUAAGUGGUUAGACUAUUGAGCCAUAAAAAGUUUGGUUAUGUAGUUAGUAGUUGAGGUUUCUCGGUAUGUACAUACUUUUCCCCUAAAUACUGGGGAUUUAAAGAAUUGCACUAACUCAUAGAAUUCUUUACAUAGUAGUGACCAAUGCACAUUUAAUAUAAAUUUUGUAUUCUAUGUUAAAGUUUGUGUGGAGGAUUAUCUCCUGGUGUCCUUUUAGAAAGUCAUGUUCAUCAUAAGAUGUAAAAAGAGAAAUCAUAGUUUUAUAUUUUAAUUUAGUUUCUCCUAAAAUAGGGUGUGUUAAAUAACUAUAUCUAUAUUUAGAUAAAGUGCAUUGUCUGUGUAUUCCUUAAAGUGUUAUAAAGAGUUACUCUCAAAAGGUCCUGGGGCUGGCCAAUUGGCUCACUCAGUAGAGCGUGGUGCAUAUAAUACCAAGGUCAAAGGUUCAGAUCCCCAUAUCAGCCGGCUGCCCAAAAAAAGGUCCUUAAGGAGAGUGAGAGAGGUGCCUUCUCUGUAUUCGACUCUAACAUAUCAGUCAAAUCUAAGAAUUGGUUUAAACUUUUACAUGAGAACAGAAACUAUAAUUAGUACCUGACCAAUUGUGCCUAGACUUUAAGUAUGUUCUCUUAAGUGCUUUCUGUUUGAAUAUCAGUAUAUUAGGGUUUUUUUUCUACACGUAUAUAUUUUUUUAAAGAGUCACUUUCCUCAACCAUUUUUUUGUACUGGGUCUUUAAAAAUAUAAAUACAUCCUACUCAAACACAGCAUUUCUCAAUGUAGAAAUCACGCCUUAAUUACUAAACCUUACUGCGGAAAUUUGUGUUGUAAGAAAUUUUUAUGAUGUGGCAAUGGUCUAUUCCUA